This is a messenger RNA of Hevea brasiliensis (rubber tree), 2318 nucleotides long. RefSeq names its product protein NARROW LEAF 1. Bases 289 to 2100 code for a protein of 603 amino acids. The record is from RefSeq and is a predicted model, not a curated record. Lineage: Eukaryota; Viridiplantae; Streptophyta; Magnoliopsida; Malpighiales; Euphorbiaceae. The transcript is spliced from 6 exons.
UAUCUCAUUAAAGAAUUACAUCCAUGGCUAACUUUACCUUGCCAUUUAUACUUUAUGCUGUGCUUAUGGGUUUCUAUAGAAAACCCCACCACCAGUUUGCUGCAUUCAACGCAAACUGGCAAUCUUUGUCUUCAGCCUUCCCACAGAAUUUUGUUUCAAUUGGUUACAUGAUCCUUUUAGUCUUAAUUUCAAGCUACUCAACGUCUCCCAAUUGGACCCAGUUGUUUCAUAAGCUUCUCUAGCUACCACCUUUUGCCAUUGCUGAUCAGUUGACCACUAAUUUGAAAGAUGGAGUUUAGUAGAGUUAACAUGAGGGCCCGUUGCUCUGGUUCAACACCAUCGGAGGAAUCAGCUUUAGAUACUGAAAGAAACUGUUGCAGUCAUCCUAGCCUGCCUUCAUUAAGUCCCCGACCUCUUCAACCUUUUGCUUCUGGUGGACAGCACUGUGAGAGCAGUGCUGCUUAUUUCUCCUGGCCUAGCUGGCGGUUAAUUGAUGCUGCUGAGGAAAGGGCAAACUAUUUUGCAAAUCUGCAGAAAGGGGUUCUACCUGAAACUCUUGGUCAGUUGCCAAAGGGGCAACGAGCAACUACAUUGCUUGAACUCAUGACUAUUAGGGCAUUUCAUAGCAAGAUCUUGCGAUGUUACAGUCUUGGCACAGCUAUUGGCUUUCGCAUUCAACGAGGUGUGCUAACAGACAUACCAGCCAUUCUUGUUUUUGUUUCUAGGAAAGUUCAUAAGCAAUGGCUCAGCCCCAUCCAAUGUCUGCCCAAUGCCCUUGAGGGACCAGGAGGUGUAUGGUGCGAUGUUGAUGUGGUUGAGUUCUCAUAUUUUGGUGCACCUGAGCCAACUCCCAAGGAACAGUUAUAUACUGAGAUUGUAGAUGAUUUGCGUGGAGGUGACUUGUGUAUUGGUUCCGGUUCUCAGGUGGCAAGCCAGGAGACCUAUGGAACAUUAGGUGCUAUUGUGAGAAGUCAGACUGGCAGUAGACAAAUUGGGUUUCUAACGAAUCGGCAUGUUGCUGUUGACUUGGAUUACCCAAAUCAAAAAAUGUUCCAUCCUUUGCCCCCAACACUUGGACCUGGUGUCUAUCUUGGUGCAGUUGAGAGAGCCACUUCAUUCAUCACAGACGACCUUUGGUAUGGCAUUUUUGCUGGAAUAAACCCUGAGACAUUUGUCAGAGCAGAUGGGGCAUUCAUCCCAUUUGCUGAUGAUUUUGAUAUGUCCACUGUAACCACAUCUGUGAAAGGUGUAGGAGAGAUUGGUGAUGUAAAGAUUAUAGAUUUGCAGUCUCCAAUCAGCAGCCUUAUUGGGAAGCAGGUGAUGAAGGUUGGAAGAAGUUCUGGCUUGACCACAGGAACUGUAUUGGCCUAUGCCCUUGAGUACAACGACGAAAAAGGCAUAUGCUUCUUAACUGAUUUUCUUGUUGUAGGUGAGAACCAGCAGACUUUUGACCUUGAAGGGGAUAGUGGAAGCCUCAUCAUAAUGAAAGGUCAGAAUGGCGAGAAGCCACGGCCUAUUGGGAUCAUAUGGGGUGGGACCGCUAAUCGUGGCCGACUUAAGCUGAAAGUUGGCCAGGCGCCUGAAAAUUGGACUAGUGGAGUUGAUCUUGGCCGACUUCUCAAUCUUCUUGAACUUGAUCUCAUCAAUACCAAUGAGGGGCUCAAAGUGGCAGUACACGAGCAAAGAGCUGCAUCAGCAACGGCAAUUGGCUCCACAGCGGGAGACUCCUCACCCCCAGAUGGAAUGUUUCCUAGGGACAAAGUUGAAGGCAAAUUUGAGUCGUUAGGUCUUCAAAUUGAGCAUAUCACCAUGGAAGUCGAACACAAAAACGCAGAAAUGAAACCAUCACCAAUGGAAAAUGAAUUUCAUUUGGAAGAUGGGAUCAAGGUAGCUCCUAGUGUUGAACAUCAGUUUAUUCCAAGCUUCAGAAGACAGUCCCCGCUGCAUAAGAACAGCUUACCAGAGAAGGCAGUAUCACAGAACCUCGCUUCUCUGAGGAAUGGCUGUGAUGAAGAUUCAUGUGUUUCAUUGCACUUGGGUGACAAUGAAGCCAAAAGGAGGAGAUCAAUUGCUUCAACUAGUAUUGAGAAACUGAAAUGAGUCGGAUGGUUGCUUGAACUUCUGGUGUUGAAUGAUUUUGCAAAUGGAUGCAACUGCAUUGAAACUUUCGUUGUACAUUGUAUUGUAGUGGGUAAAUUGCUGCUCGAGAAAAUGGGCUGUGAGCAUACAAAUUCUGGAUUUUCUGUGAUAUGGUGAUAACAUGGUUCAGUUUAAUGUCAACUUUGCUUUCGCAAAAAGAUGUCAUGAUUCUAGUUAAA